This is a messenger RNA of Amphimedon queenslandica, 2348 nucleotides long. Its product is annotated as EF-hand domain-containing family member C2-like. Lineage: Eukaryota; Metazoa; Porifera; Demospongiae; Haplosclerida; Niphatidae. Bases 46 to 2208 code for a protein of 720 amino acids. The transcript is spliced from 18 exons. Gene Ontology annotation, cellular component: microtubule. The record is from RefSeq and is a predicted model, not a curated record. Gene Ontology annotation, molecular function: calcium ion binding. Gene Ontology annotation, biological process: regulation of neuron projection development.
AAUUUGAUGUUGCUAUGACAACAGUCACUUUGCUGAUAAACUAAGAUGGCUCUGCCGCUACUGCCAGGAAACAGUUUCGAUAAAAAUCUUGGAAGGACAAAUUUUCACAAGGCUCAAUUUUUUGACUACAAUGCAGACGUUCCAGUAAAUAAAUCUGCAGAAAGUGGUGGCCAGCUUGAUAAGAAUAGAAGUGUUUAUCCUGAGGGUGUAGAUAAAGGAGAACCUGCCUGGGUAGCAUUUGACAGACAGGUAUUGAGGUUUAAUGCAUACUUUCAAGAAGGAAUUGAAGAAAAGCGUGAAGAGCAAUUUCGUGUUCGAAACUGUGUUAUUCUGUUUUACUUGGAAGAUGAUAGUGUUCAAGUUAAUGAGAAGCAGAUAGAAAAUAGCGGAAUACCUCAAGGUACUUUGAUUCGUCGCCACAGAAUACCUCUUCCUCCACCUGAUGAUGACAAAUUCUACACUGUGGAACACUUCAACAUUGGGCAUUGUGUGCAACUCUACUCAAAGAUGUUUCAAAUCACUGGUUGUGAUCAGUUUACAAAAAACUUUCUGGCCAAGCUUGGAUCCAAAGUGCCACCAGCAGCUGAGGCACCAAGUGAUCCAUACAGUGAGCAUCGUGACAAGAUGAUAGGUUCUAUGCAACCUCACCGACCAUAUGAAAGGCUUGACACUCUGAGGCAGUUUCUGGACUGUGAUAGACAGGUAUUGCGUUUCUAUUGCCUGUGGGAUGAUACUGACAGUACAUUUGGUGAUCCUCAUGAGCUUGUAUUGCAUUACUAUUUGGCUGAUGAUACUAUUGAAAUAUUGGAAAAAAUUCCACAAAAUUCUGGCAGAGAUUCUAUACCAGUUUUCCUUAGAAGAGAAAAGUUGCCAAAGAAUCCUCCUGGUAUGUAUCAACCUGGAGUUCAAACAAAACGAACUGUUCUUAAUGUUUUUGGACCCACUGGCCAUGGAGGACGUUAUAUAUUAGAUGCACUGAAAACUGGAGCAGUUCACAAUGAAUACUAUCAUGAAACUGAUUUGACUAUUGGAGCCGUCUUAAAUGUUUGGGGCAGAAAAGUAUUGUUGUGUGACUGUGAUGACUUUACUAAAAAUUUUUAUUCAACCAAGUACAAUGUUGGGAAAUUUGAACCAAUCCAGUUUCCAGCAAGUAGUGCUCGUGAGAUUAAGAAUGAUCUUCCACCAUACACUGGAUUUGGUUCUGAAGAAGACUCACUUUCUUCCUGUCUUCACCUGAUUCCAAAAGCUCCCCGUAAAGAUCAUGCAAAAUUUAUGGAAAAGGAUAGGCAAGGUCUGAAGAGCAACGUAUUGCGUUUUGUAGCUUGUUUAAACUCAAAUACAAGCACUGAUAUUGGAAGGAAGUUCAUUGUAUCUUAUUAUUUGUCUGAUGACACCUUAACAGUCUAUGAACCACCUAUUAGAAAUUCAGGAAUUAUUGGUGGUAAGUUUCUUGAGAGAUGUAGAGUAGCCAAACCUAAAGCAAAUGAAAGUGAUCCUUCAGUAUACUACCAACCUGAGGAUUUCUACAUUGGAGCAGAAGUUGUAUUCAAUAAUUUCUCAUUCAUUCUGACUGAAGCUGAUGAGUAUGCAAUGCGUUACAUGGAAUCAAAUUCAGAUCAAUUCCCUCAUGCAAACAUAAAUCUUAUCCUCUCUAAACUGAAAGGACCAGCUACUGCACAUAUUGAAAAAAUUAAGACAGCGUUCAAUGAUGCUGAUAUUGACAAAAAAGGCUUUGUAACUGAGGAAGAAUUUAAAACCCUAGUGAAAGGAUUGGCUCAUGGGUUACUCAAUGAGCAUGAAGUACUCACACUCUGCCGCUACUACAAAACAGCCAAAAGACCACCACUUGCUUCAUUGACCACAAUGGUUCAAGCCGAUUUGAAAAAAAAUAAAUUCCAAAAGUUUAGUGAGCUUGAAAGUGUACUGAAAUCAUUAGACACAGAGGGAUCAGGCUAUCUGCCCACAGGACAAGUCUUGCAUGGUUGUCAACUUCUUGAACUUCCAGUCUCUGAUCAAUUGAUUGAAGCGUCAAUGGAAAACUGUCAGAAAAGCAAAACAGGCAUAUUAUACCAAGAAUUUCUUCAGCUGGUAAACUGGGUCGAACAUCCAGUAGAGCCUCAAGACAAACUACCAGAAAAUGUGCCAGAAGAAGCUACAACUAUUAACUAUACAUCUCUCAUUGAAGACUUGACAGCAGCAAAGAGUUAAAGGCAACAAAAAGCAUCGCAUAUACAUCUUAACAGACACAAUAAAUUAUUACUUAAGUACUCUAUCGAUUAUUACAUAAAUUAUUAUUAGUUACUGUACUAUUAACAUUAUGAAACCAAACAUGACAUUAUACUUUGAAA